Paramuricea clavata is the source of this 2099-nucleotide messenger RNA. Lineage: Eukaryota; Metazoa; Cnidaria; Anthozoa; Malacalcyonacea; Plexauridae. The record is from the annotation of a GenBank genome assembly.
GCCAAGAGUGCACGUAGGCAUAUUGUCCCAAAAUUCAAAUGAGUCACACUUCAAUUAAUAAUAUAUUCCAAUAAACUGUUGGAGAUAAAUAUAGUUACGAGUUAAAUAUUCAUCCCUCAGUAUCGUGAACACCAGCUGAUCUGAACUGCGCCUACGGUAAAUGAAGGAAAAAUGGCAUUUGGCUUACGAAGUGCAUCGUGUGUUUUUUGGAACAGCAUUCUUACUUCUGACAUGUUCGUGUCUUCGUGCCAUGAUUCGUGCUACUAAUACAACGCCACUCUUCACCAAAUCUCGCAUCAGCUACGCGAUAAAUGCUGUUCUCGUUUUUUUUACCUUAAGUCGAGCAUUGGCGCUGCUUUUACAUGGAUACGUAAACGACGAAGCAAUCCUAACAGUUUUUGCGUUGGACGAAUUUCUUUUGAACAUAGGUUUUCCAUGUUUAAUAGCUGCGUAUACUCGCAUGAUCUACCCUUGGCUCGCAUAUCUUAAACAUCGUGUACGGCGUGUGUUCAAUAUUCUGAUAGUGCAAUGCUAUAUAUUUAUCCUAGCAGGAAUCGCAGGGACAACUUAUGAUCAACAUGUAAGUUUAUACGUCAAACUCAUACUACCAUCAUGCUCUAUUCUGUGUGCACUGUGCGCCUUCAUUACUUACGCGAAGACUUUCUACAGCAAUUCUUCUAACGAUAUUGAAAAAUCGAAUGACCUGACAGUAGGAAUCAUUAAUACAACAAGCUGUGAAACGGCAGCCAAUGACAUGAAUGAAAGGAAAGGUACAACUGAAGAAAACAUCGUUACUGUCUCGAUAUCGUGUAUAUGGAUCAUAUGCGUUGUGGUCUGGGGCUGUAUUGUGUCUGGAAACCUUAAGCGGUGGGAAAGCGAUAUAUACGUCGAGAGUUGGUAUUCGUGGAUGUACGCAAACGUACUUCGUAUGAUAGAAUUGGGAAACGCUGCCAUCAUGUCACGUCUGGUACAACGUGUCACGCUCAAGCAAAAAUUUCCGUUGCUGAUGUAAACUGUAAAACAUUCAGUCGAUUAUGCCAUCUCGAUUGUGACCGAGUUUAGAUGAUCUCAAAAUUUAGAGAGUGCAAUAACAAUUCGUUAUACUUGAAUAAUAUAUUUUUAAUUAAACAAAUAAUGAAACGUGCAUGCAUGGCUGAUAUUCUCAGGCAGCAUUUACACUGUACCGUUUUCGUAGCGUUCUCGUAUUGUUCGAGAGAACUAGACUAUUGUCUUGCGUUCCCUUGAGGAUUAAGAACAAUACGAGAACGCUACGAAAACGGUACAGUGUAAACGCUGCCUAAUAGGUAGCCCAGACAUACCGUGCGAUUUAAAUCAGUUAAAUGCUUGGUAUACUUAAUUACCCCCUGCGGUAUCGAUUUCAAGAUAAUAAUGUUAACGAUUAGCUCAAACAUAUUCUGAAUUUUUACACUAAAAUGUAUCACUAAUCAAUACUUAUCGUUGAAGAAAAUAUACUUAGGUACUCAGCAAAAAUAAAUAGUUUAUACCUUCAGUAGAAGCACUUGAAAUCCAGCUUUAAAAUCGUGACAUUCACGGCGACGCGGCGAUUUUAAAGCUGGAUUUCAAGUGCUUACACUAAAGGUAUAAACUAUUUAUUUUUGCUGAUGCAUGCUAUGUUCCUAAGUAAUAUAUUUCCUUCAACGAUAAGUAUUGAUUAGUGAUACAUUUUAGUGUAAAAAUUCAGAAUAUUGUUGAGCUAAUCGUUAACAUUAUUAUUUUGAAAUCGAUACCGCAGGGGGUAAUUAAGUAUGCCAAGCAUUUAAAUUUAAAUCGCACGGUAUGUCUGGGCUACCUAUGAUAUUCUUCUUGGGGAGACGCAAUCCCUUAGCGGAUAGUGUCCAGCUGGGGAUCUCUCUGCAGGUGAGACAGUAUAUGCGCUGUGAGAGUUUGGGUAUUGUCAUAGCUCGAAGGUCGAAAGUCGAGGUCAAGGGUCGCAAGUCAAGAGUUGAAAAUGGAAAUUUAUUUAUUUCAUUAAUAAUACAUUAGAACACUAUAUUUUUCGAAUUUGUUGUCAAAAUUUUAAAGGUUUUCCUAUAUAACUAACUUUAUGAAUGUUAGUAAAGGACAAUGUAAAUCCAUUC